UUUUCAGAUUUUGAUGACAAUGGACUAGGCAGUUAUGGCUGAUUCGAGACCAUCUGUGAAAACAACAGAAAAGGGCUUGGGUUCAAAGUCCAAGACCACAAUGAAUAAUAAUGGCAAGAUCCCAAAGCUUCCGCCAAUAAUUCAAGAACGUAGCGCUUCAGCAAAGGAGAGGCGACAGACGCUUCUGAAACACAGGAGGAAAAAUGAGGUGCAAGGUCUGAUGGACAAAAUCCUGUACCAGCGAGCUCUGGACAGCAUGGAGCAGACUGUCAGUAAAACUGAAUCUUCCAAGCUAGCCCCUCAACCCCCAAAGUUUCCCGACUCAAUGAUGAGUGAACAGAGAAAGCAAAGGAUGAACUAUCAAUUCCUGAAAUCGUGUGUCGCUCAAGCGCCCAUUGUCUCGAUGCAAGAUUCCAGUAAAAACUCUAUUUUGUCCAUGAUUCCCAAGAAAUGCAAAGAGGGAAGAGGAAGGCAAGAGCGAAUAAACUCCUUGUUUGAAGAAGUAAUCACCGAGUAUGAGGAUAGUAUGAAAAAAGCGACAAUUCAACAAGUUUUGGUCAAACCGGCAAUCAAAGGACUGGAAGAAGAUGACAAUUCUGCUCCGUAUGAAGAACCACAAAUGGUGUGGGAUACCAAUAUGCUGUACAAACACGAGUUUGUUACACAAACCGGGAUGGGUCUGGACUUCUCGACUCCUUGGCAUGACCAAGUGCAGAAGCACAGAGUUCAGAUUCGUAAUCGCCUUCAUCUCUUGCACCCUGCCAUGCAACAGGUUCUGCACAUGUGUCACAACACACUAGGGUCUAUCAUGCUGAUUGAUCUCACAAACCUCAGGAUGAAAGGCCCUGUAUCGGUCAAUGACCUUAGAAAUGAUGUCAAACUGGAACUGGAGAAGACGGAGACUAAAUUACGCAAUCAGUGGUACCCGGAGAUAGUGCGUUUGUUUGUGGCCAAGAACACCAUCGCAGACAUCCGGCCGGAGAUGCUGGACUCGUUCUAUAAUUGCGUGUCUGUACUACUAUCAAACCAACUGAAAAUGCUCAAAAACCAGACGAUCGAAGGGUGGGUGAAACUCUUCAAACCUGAGAACUCAGACUUUCUGCCUUGCUUCAAAUUACAGCUGGUGUUGGACGACAACAUCAUGCAGUUCUAUCCAAAUUUCGACGAUCUGAAAGACACUGUUUUGUACGUGGUUGACGAGAUCACGAAAUGCAUGCAGAAUUUUCAGACAGUUCAGUCGUGGAUGUCAGCUUCAAACGAAACGCAGGCUGUGUACAUAGACGUGAAGACAGCGGAAUUCAUCAUAAAGAGUGCCAACAAGCAACUGGUGCAGUCGGUCAAUGAGAACUUCGAACACGCACAGACAUAUCUCGGCGGCUACAUUGAGGAGUACUCGUACCUAGUGAAUGGGGAGGCAGUCAAGGUGGUGGAGCAGUUCAUGGCCAAUGAGGAACACGAGUUCCAAGACUACACCAGGGAAAUAGCCAAAUACAAGAAAUUGUGCGAGGAUAUCCGCCAGCUGGACUCACUUGUCACUUUCCCCCUGGUCAGACUGGACUGCAGUGACCUGAAGAGAGGUCUGUCUGACAAGGCCAAACAAUUGGCAGACCUGCUGCUACACAAAAUUGCAAACAGCCACAGAGAAGAGAACAUCAGCAUUUGCAAAGACUACGAGCACAUCGAGGAACAAUGUCUGAAGGAAGCGAGAAACACGGAAGAACUGAUGGAACAACAGAACUUCAUCGAGAACGCCAGAUCCCUGGGAACCAUACAACUCCUGGAGAGAAUCAAGGAAGUGAAGAAGAGGCUGGACUACUUGUUGAACAACCACCUCUUCAGCCAGGAGGACUUGGAGCUCAAUUCGAUGACAGUCACUUGGCCGAAGCGAGUUCAGCCGAUAUUCGACAAAAACGACGAGGUUGUUGAGAAGGUGAGGAAAGAAAGGGAGACGGUGUUGAACGAGAAGAGGGAGGAGGUGGUGCUGGAGUUGAGCAAACUGAAGGCCAAGGCCACCGACAUCAAGGAGUGUGGAGACAUGGACCAGAUCACCACUUACAUGAACGAGUUGCGUGUGAUCCAGAAGAGAAUGAACGAAGUGAAGGAUAACAUAUCAUUUGUGAGUAAGGAGGAGGAGCUGUUCAAGGUCAAUGAGCCCACUGAGUUCCCAGAAGUGGACGAGAUCAACAACAUCAUAGAGCCAUACCAGAGACUGUUCGCCAUUGUGGCCAAGUGGAUGAAGACAGAGCGAAAAUGGAUGGACGGCGCUUUCCUUGACCUGAACUCGGAGACCAUCAGCAACGAAGUACAGGAGUUCUGGACAGACAUCUUCAAAGUGAACAAGUUCUUCCAGCAGGUGAAGAAGAAGGAGAUGCUGGAGAAGGCGAACAAGGAGGGCAAUGUGGUGAAGAGGAAGAAGGAGGGGGGAGGGGAUGACUCAGCUGAAGAUGAGAUGUCUGCUAUCACUGUGUGCAACAAGAUCAUGGACCAGAUCAAGGACUUCAAGGAGUACAUCCCGAUAGUGUCUAUUCUGUGCAACCCUGGAAUCAGGGAGAGACAUUGGGUAAAGAUGAGUGAGAUAGCGGAGAAAGACAUCACCCCCGACUCAGGCACCACUCUGAGGAAGGUGCUCAAGCAGGAACUCAACGCAUUCAUGGAGGACUUCGAGACCAUCAGUGGAGCUGCUUCGAAGGAGUUUGGCCUUGAGAAAGCGAUGAUCAAGAUGAAGGAAGAGUGGGAGAUUAUAGAGUUCAACCUGAUAGACUACAGAGACAGCGGAGUGAAGAUCCUGGCCUCAGUGGAUGAGAUCCAACAGGUGCUGGAUGACCAGAUUGUCAAGACACAGACUAUGAGGGGGUCGCCCUUCAUCAAGCCAUUUGAAACCGAAAUCAAGGAGUGGGAGGAUAAGUUGAUGAGGAUGCAGGAGACAAUAGACGAGUGGCUGAAAGUGCAGAGUCAGUGGCUCUACCUGGAACCCAUCUUCUCCAGUCCAGACAUCAUGAGUCAGAUGCCAGAGGAGGGCAGACUGUUCACCAUAGUUGACAAGAACUGGAAGGACAUCAUGAGACACGCAUCCAGGGAUCCCAAAGUGAUUCCGGCGACUGGACUGACUGGCCUUUUGGAGAAGCUCAAGGACAGCAAUGAUUUAUUGGACAAGAUCCUCAAGGGACUUAACGCAUACCUCGAGAAGAAACGACUCUAUUUUCCCAGGUUCUUCUUCUUGUCCAAUGACGAGAUGCUGGAGAUCCUGUCUGAGACGAAGGACCCGACCAGAGUGGAGCCCCAUCUGAAGAAGUGCUUCGAGGGCAUCGCCAAACUACUAUUCUCGCCCUCGCUAGAUAUCUUAGCUAUAUACAGUGCGGAGAGUGAACAGGUGAAACUGAUAGAGACGAUCAACACUGUGGAGGCCAAGGGGGCGGUGGAGAAAUGGCUGCUCACUCUGGAGGAUGUGAUGUUGAGGUCCAUCCGUGACGUCAUAGACAAGAGCAAGGACGCAUAUGCCAAUGAGCCCAGACAGAAGUGGGUGCUGGAGUGGCCUGGACAGGUUGUCCUCUGCACAUCUCAAAUCUACUGGACUCUGGAGGUCCACGAAGCUAUUCGAGAGGGUCCGAAAGGACUCCUGGAGUACCACAAGAAACUACAGUCUCAAAUGGGAGACAUAGUCCAGCUAGUUCGAGGCAAACUGAGCAAAGGUGCGAGGACCACUAUGGGUGCAUUGGUGACCAUAGAUGUGCACGCUAGAGACAUUGUUGAAGAGAUGGCCCAAAAAGGUGUCCAUACAGAGAAUGAUUUCGAGUGGCUUGCUCAGCUGAGAUACUACUGGGAGAAUGAUAACUGCAGAGUGAAGAUUAUCAAUGCCAGCGUGAAGUAUGCUUACGAGUAUUUGGGAAACACACCUCGACUUGUGAUCACGCCUCUAACUGACAGAUGCUACCGAACCCUGGUGGGUGCAUUCCACUUGAACCUGGGAGGAGCCCCCGAGGGACCAGCAGGUACUGGAAAGACAGAGACCACCAAGGAUUUGGCCAAGGCACUGGCUGUGCAAUGUGUCGUGUUCAACUGUUCCGACGGUCUCGACUACCUGGCCAUGGGAAAAUUCUUCAAAGGACUAGCCAGCUCCGGUGCAUGGGCUUGUUUCGACGAGUUCAACCGAAUCGAACUCGAGGUACUGUCUGUCGUCGCUCAGCAGAUCCUCUCGAUCCAGAGAGCAGUCCAGGAACACCUGGAAACCUUUGAAUUUGAAGGCACAACGCUGGUUUUGAACCCCAAUUGCUUUGUUGCAAUCACUAUGAACCCCGGCUAUGCCGGAAGAUCGGAACUUCCCGACAACUUGAAAGUCUUGUUCCGGACAGUUGCUAUGAUGGUUCCGGACUACGCUCUAAUUGGAGAGAUCUCCUUAUACUCGUAUGGGUUCCUGGACGCUCGGAACCUAGCGGUGAAGAUCGUGAUGACCUACCGACUGUGUUCUGAACAGUUGUCUAGUCAGCCGCAUUAUGACUACGGAAUGAGAGCAGUCAAAUCAGUGCUGGUUGCUGCCGGAAACCUUAAACUGAAAUUCCCCGAUGACAGAGAAGAUAUUUUGCUUCUGCGUUCGAUCAAGGACGUCAACCUGCCCAAAUUCCUCUCCCACGACAUCCCCCUGUUCAACGGCAUCAUCUCUGACCUGUUCCCCGGGGUGGAGCUACCGGAGGCAGACUACAGUGACUUCCUGCAGGCAGCCAUGGACAAGUGUGAGGAACACAAUCUGCAGUGUGUGGACAUAUUCAAGGAGAAACUUAUUCAGACUUACGAGAUGUUGCUAGUCAGACACGGUUUCAUGUUGGUGGGUGAGCCGUUCUCGGGGAAGACGAAGGUGCUGCACACUCUGAGCGAGAUGUUGACAUUACUAAAUGACAGAGAACAGAUGGAGGAACAGAAGACCCUCUUCAAGACCAUCAACCCCAAGUCUAUCACCAUGGGACAGCUGUACGGAAUGUUCGACCCUGUCUCACAUGAGUGGAGUGAUGGUGUUGUGGCGAAGACGUUCCGUGAGUUUGCGCACACCGAAUCUCCUGACCGGAAGUGGGUCAUAUUCGACGGACCCAUAGACGCUGUCUGGAUCGAGAACAUGAACACUGUGCUGGAUGACAACAAAAAGCUCUGCCUCAUGUCUGGAGAGAUCAUCAAGAUGAGUGACCCGAUGACCCUGAUCUUUGAAGUCAUGGACCUGACCCAAGCAUCUCCUGCUACUGUGUCCCGUUGCGGCAUGGUGUACCUGGAGCCGAGUCAACUCGGGUGGGAGCCGAUCAUGAAGUCGUGGAUUUCGAAGCUGCCCGAGGAGAUCAACAACGAAGUGACAGUGGAGCUGUUCGAUUGGCUGGUACCACCGUGUCUAGACUUUGUCGUCAGAAACUGCAAGUCGUGGGUUCCGGUCAGUAAGAUCAACUUGGUUAAGUCCCUGAUGAACCUGGUUGAGAUUCUGAUGAAACCCCACUUGGAAGAAGAGAACAAAAAGAGUGUCCGACAGUGGCUCAUCAGCAACUUCCUCUUCGCUCUUACCUGGUCUGUCGCCGGAUGUCUGGACCUGUCCAGUCGGGAUAAAUUUGACGAGAGAUUCCGAGCUCUCAUGAGUGGAAAAGGAGAUGACGUCCCGGCGAUUCCGAAUGCCAUCGGAAAGCUCGACAUACCGUUCCCUGAUAACGGAACUGUCUUUGAAUAUGUUUAUGAGUGCAAAAACAAAGGCAGAUGGAUGCACUGGAAUGAAACUAUCAGAAGCAUCGAAGUCGGAGGUGCGGAUUCGAACACCCCACUUCACGAAAUACUGGUGCCGACUGUCGACACUGCAAGGGCCUCUUUCUUGGCAGACAUCUGCAUCAAAAACGACAAGCCAUUGCUGUUUGUGGGUCCCACUGGAACUGGUAAAUCUGUUUACGUGAAAGACAAACUUCUUAACGGAUUGGACAAGGAACAGUACUUGCCUCUGUUCAUCAACUUUUCUGCGCAGACAAGUGCAAAUCAGACACAGGAUCUAAUCAUGACUAAGCUGGACAAGAGACGUCGAGGAAUCUUCGGUCCCCCGAUUGGCAAGAAGACUGUCAUCUUCGUAGAUGACUUGAACAUGCCUCAGCUGGAGAUCUACGGAGCUCAGCCUCCCAUCGAGUUGCUCAGACAGUACUUCGACCACGGAAAUUGGUACGACAGAAAGGACUGUUCCAAACUGCAACUAGUGGAGAUUCAGUUCGUGUCUGCCAUGGGUCCCCCGGGCGGAGGCAGGAACCCAGUCACUGCCAGAUUCCUCAGACACUUCAACAUAGUGUCCAUCAACCCAUUCGCAGAUGAAGCCAUGACCAGGAUCUUCACUAAACUCACAGACAUCUACUUCAAGAGAGAGGAAUACUCGCCCGAGUGGCUCACUAUCGGACACAGCAUGGUGGCGGCCACUAUGGAAGUUUACAAGCAGGCCAUGGCCAACCUCCUCCCCACUCCUGCCAAAUCUCACUAUGUCUUCAACCUCAGGGAUUUCUCCAGGGUGAUCAAUGGAGUGUGCACAAUAAAGAAACUGAGAGUGGAUAAUAACAAGAAGGUGUUCACCAGACUGUGGGUACAUGAGGUGUUCAGGGUGUUCUAUGACAGACUUAUCGACGCUCAAGACACCGAAUGGCUAUUCGGGUUGACUCGAACCUUAGUCAAGGACAUUUUCAAGGACUCGUUCGACAGUGUGUUCGAAUGUGUGACGUCUGCAGGAGGCAGAGUGGACGAGGAUGACAUGCGGAGUCUGAUGUUCGGCAACUACAUGAACCCAGACGCGGAGGAGGAGGAGCGGUUCUACGAGGAGGUGACGUCAUUGGACACUUUUAACAGUGUGGUAGAGCAGCAGUUGGAAGAGUACAACCAGGUCAACAAGACCAAAAUGAAUCUCGUCAUUUUCAGAUAUGUGCUGGAACAUCUCUCGAGAAUAUCGCGAAUCGUGAACCAGCCGGGUGGAAACGCACUUCUCGUCGGAGUUGGAGGCAGCGGUCGACAGUCUCUCACGCGACUCGCUGCUUUCAUGUCUGGCAUGGUCGUGUUCCAACCCGAAAUCAGUAAGACAUACGGGAUGGUCGAGUGGCGAGACGACUUGAAAAUCGUCCUGAAGUCGGCAGGUGCACAGGGAAAGCACACGGUGUUCUUAAUCACAGAUGCACAGAUUAAGAUGGAGUCUUUUUUGGAAGACGUGGACAAUCUGCUAAACACAGGAGAGGUUCCUAACUUGUUCGCUCCCGAUGAGAAACAAGAGAUUUUGGAGCUUGUCCGCCCUGCUGCUCAGGGUGGGGACAAGAAUGCGGACUUCACCCCUUUGGCACUGUACAACUUCUUCGUGAACAGAUGCAGACGCUUCCUGCAUAUCGUGAUUGCAUUCAGCCCCAUCGGAGAUGCAUUCCGAAACAGACUCAGACAGUUCCCCUCACUCAUCAACUGCUGUACCAUUGACUGGUUCAAGGCCUGGCCAGAAGAUGCUCUGGAGCGAGUGGCGUCCAAGUUCCUGGAGUCGGUGGAGUUGGGCGAUGACGAGAGGGAGGAGAUCAUCAAGCUCUGCAUGCUCUUCCACGUCUCAUCGAAGGAACUGUCCGAAAGGUACCUGACUGAGCUGGGUAGAUACAACUAUGUGACACCCACAUCAUACUUGGAGUUGAUCAUGGCCUUCAAAGGACUGUUGGGUAAGAAGCGGGACGAAAUAUCCAAGGCCAAGAAGCGAUACGUGGUCGGACUGGAGAAACUCGCUUUCGCUGCUGAUCAGGUGGCGGAGAUGCAGAAGAACUUGACGGCGUUGAAGCCGCAGCUGGAGGAGACUACGAAGGAGACGAUUAAGAUGAUGGAGGUCACAGAAAGGGAGUCGAUCGAGGCGGAGAAGAAGAGUGCCGUGGUGGCCGAGGAGGAAAAGGUUGCGACAGAGCAGAGUGAGCAGGCACAGGGUCUGAAGGAGGAGUGUGAGAAUGACCUGGCAGAGGCCAUACCCGCCCUAGAGGAGGCCAUGAGGGCACUGGACACCCUUAAGCCUUCUGACAUCACCAUUGUGAAGUCCAUGAAAAACCCUCCUGCUGGAGUGAAGUUGGUCAUGGAAGCAGUCUGUGUCAUGAAGGACAUCAAGCCAGACAAGAUAAAUGACCCUUCCGGCAGUGGACAAAAGGUUAUGGACUACUGGGGUCCCUCUAAGAAACUCCUGGGAGACAUGAACUUCCUCAAUGAGCUGAAGACGUAUGAUAAGGAUAACAUUCCGGUGGCUGUGAUGACAAAAGUCAGGAAAGACUAUAUGCCCAAUCCAGAUUUUGUUCCAGAGAAAGUACUGAAGGCGUCCAGCGCGGCUGAAGGGCUGUGCAGAUGGAUCCGUGCGAUGGAGGUGUACGACAGGACUGCCAAAUAUGUGGCCCCCAAGAAAGCCAAACUGGCAGAGGCUGAACAGGAGGUGGCAGUGGUCAUGGCCUCCCUUAACGCCAAACGCACUGAGCUCAAGAACGUCCAGGACCGCCUGGCCUCUCUGAAGCAGCAGCUGAAUGACUCACAGGACAAGAAGGACAACUUGGAGUUUGAAGUGGAUCUGUGCGGGAAGAAACUCACGAGAGCAGAGAAACUCAUCGGGGGUCUGGGAGGCGAAAAAGACAGGUGGACGGAGGCCUCGCAGACCUUGCAGGGCGUCUACGACAACCUGACUGGGGAUGUGUUGGUGUCUUCGGGAAUCAUUGCGUACCUAGGUGCUUUCACCUCUGCCUUCAGGGCCGACUGUGGGAAGAACUGGGCCAAGAUAUGCAAGGAGAAGAAGAUUGCCUGUUCGCCUGUGUUCUCACUCAAGGAGACCCUGGGAGAGCCAAUCAAAAUCCGUGCCUGGAACAUCAAUGGGCUCCCAACUGACAACUUCUCCAUUGAGAAUGGUGUCAUCGUCGACAAUGCCCGACGAUGGCCUCUGAUGAUUGACCCUCAAGGUCAAGCUAAUAAGUGGGUGAAGAACAUGGAGAAAGAGAACAAACUGUCCGUGAUCAAACUGACUGACCCCGACUACAUGCGCACCCUGGAGAACAGCAUUCAGUUCGGCACCCCCGUACUCCUGGAGAAUGUCUACGAGGAAUUGGACCCGACACUCGAGCCUCUGUUGCUCAAGUCCACUUUCAAACAAAGUGGAGUGGAGUGUAUCAAACUGGGUGAGAACGUGAUUGAGUACUCGAGGGACUUCCGGUUCUACAUCACCACUAAGCUGAGGAAUCCACACUACCUGCCGGAAGUGGCCGUCAAAGUCACCCUUCUCAACUUCAUGAUCACACCUGAAGGUCUGGAGGACCAAUUGCUGGGCAUCGUGGUUGCGAAGGAGCGCCCCGAUUACGAAGAAGAAAGACAAGCACUCAUUCUGCAGUCGGCUCAGAACAAGAAGACUCUGAAGGAGACAGAGGACAAGAUAUUGGAGACACUCUCCUCGUCAGAGGGGAACAUUCUAGAAGACGAGAGUGCCAUUCAGAUCUUAGAUAGUUCUAAGAUACUGUCGGACGAGAUAUCGAAGAAACAGAAGGUGGCUGAGGAGACGCAGAAGAAGAUAGAGGAGGCGAGGAUGGGCUACAGACCCAUAGCAGUCCACUCCAGCAUCCUCUUCUUCUCCAUCGCGGACCUGCCCAAUGUGGACCCAAUGUACCAGUACUCUCUCAACUGGUUCAUCAACCUAUUCCUCAACUCCAUUCAGGAGAGUAACAAGAGCAAGAUCCUGGAGAAGCGUCUGAGGUAUCUGUCGGACCACUUCACCUACAACCUCUACUGCAACGUCUGCAGGAGUCUCUUCGAGAAGGACAAACUCCUCUUCUCACUCACCUUAUGCGCCAACAUACUACUUGCACGACAUGAGUUGAAGCGUGAGGAGUUCAUGUUCCUGUUGACUGGAGGUGUGGGACUGGAGAACAAGGAGAAGAAUCCAGCACAUGAGUGGCUGAGCAAGAAGAGCUGGGACGAGUUCUGCCGAUUCACCAAACAGUUCCAGCAGCUAGGACCACUCAAGAAUCACUUCCUUGACAACACGGAUGACUGGAGAAGGAUCUACGACAGCAAGGAGCCCCAGAAUGCUGAGAUGCCGUACCCAUUUGAGGAGAAACUGACACCCUUCCAGAAACUCAUCAUGAUACGCAUACUGCGAUCCGAUAAGUUGGUGCCCAAAGUGACCUCAUUUGUGUCGGAGAAGCUGGGCAAGAACUUCGUGCAGCCUCCUCCUUUCGACCUGAGCAAGAGCUACGCAGACUCCAACUGUGUCAUUCCCCUCGUGUUCAUCCUAUCUCCUGGAGCAGAUCCGAUGGCCAGUCUUUUGAAGUUUGCUGGUGACAAAGGCUUCAGUGGUAAUAAAUUCAACGCCAUCUCGCUGGGUCAAGGCCAGGGUCCUAUUGCGGCCAAGAUGAUAGAGCAGGCCAGACAGGACGGUACUUGGGUGGUGUUGCAGAACUGCCAUUUGGCUGUGUCCUGGAUGACCGCACUGGAGAGGAUCUGCGAGGAGUUCAACAUUGAGAACACCAAUCCGGACUUCAGACUGUGGCUGACUAGUUACCCCUCCCCUAAGUUCCCAGUGACUGUGCUGCAGAACAGUGUGAAGAUGACUAAUGAGCCCCCCACCGGACUGAGACAGAACUUACUCCAGUCCUUCCUCGCUGACCCCAUUAGUGACCCAGAAUUCUUCGCCGGCUGUCCUGAAAAGGAGGAUCAAUGGGAGAAGCUGUUGUUCAGUCUUUGUUUCUUCCAUGCUAUUGUUCAAGAGAGGAGGAAGUUCGGACCCCUCGGGUGGAACAUUGCCUACGGGUUCAAUGAGUCAGACAUGCGCAUAUCUGUCAGACAGCUGCAGAUGUUCCUGAAUGAGUACGACGAAGUGCAGUGGGCGGCCAUAGCGUACCUGGUGGGAGAAUGUAAUUACGGGGGGAGGGUGACUGACGACAGAGACAGACGGUGUCUCACCUCCAUCCUGGACGACUACAUAAACCCACUGGUCAUCACAGACCCCAAACACAAGUUCAGUGGAUCCAACAACUACCCAGUCCCUCCCAAAGGAGAGUACGACGACUACAUCGCAUUCAUCAAGGGUUUGCCGCAGACGCAGCUGCCGGACAUAUUCGGGAUGCACGACAACGUGGACAUCGCGAGGGAGCUACAGGAGACUAAACUGCUGUUCGACAGUGUCCUCCUCACCCAGGGCGGGUCCAGUGGAGGGGCAGAUCCAGAGGCAGAGCGGAAACUGCUGGAGACAGUCCAAAGUGUAUAUGAUAAACUGCCGCCUGAGUUUGACCUUGAGCAGGCCUCCAAGAAGUACCCUGUCACUUAUGCAGAAAGUAUGAACACUGUACUCGUGCAGGAGAUGGAGAGAUUCAACAAUUUGACGAAGGUGAUCAAGAGUACCCUGACCAAUCUGCAGAAGGCGGUGAAGGGACUGGUGGUGAUGAAUGCUGACUUGGAGACGGUGUCUCAGAGUCUCAUGAUCAACAAAGUGCCAGCCAUCUGGGCCAAGAAGUCCUAUCCUUCCCUCAAGCCACUGGCUGGAUACAUAGAGGACCUAGUUAAGAGACUUGAGUUCUUGCAGGAGUGGUAUGAGAAGGGUAAGCCGCAUACUUUCUGGCUGUCUGGCUUCUUCUUCACCCAGGCCUUCCUCACUGGCUCCAUGCAGAACUACGCCAGGAAAUAUGUCAUACCCAUCGACGCACUCACCUACGCAUUCAAAUUGCUUCGGGAGGACAGCAUGGACUCCAGUCCCGAAGACGGAGUUUAUGUUAACGGAGUAUUCCUAGACGGCUGCCGAUGGAACAGAGACAGGGGAGUUCUUGCCGAAUCACAUCCCAAAGUCCUAUUCGACCCCAUGCCAGUUAUUCAAGUGACCCCAAUUAAGAUAUCGGACGCGAGCGACAGUCUGGUCUACGAGUGUCCCCUUUACAAGACCUCGGAGCGAAAGGGAACACUCUCAACUACUGGACACUCAACCAAUUUCGUCUUAACGAUCAAACUGCCAACUGAUAAGCAGCCUGCACACUGGAUCAAACGAGGAGUGGCUUUACUGUGCCAGUUGGACGACUAGUUUUUUAAUCAAAAAGUCGAACGACUUUCAGCCGAAUUUCCAACAAUUGGCUAACUAGCCGAAACUGUGUUUUUAUCAUAACUAUUCUAUGAUUCUGAAUCGCAAAAAAAAGUAUUUUUUUUAAAAUAAUGUUUGAGUUGCUUCAACUUACCGUGUACAGUUUUUGUAGAAAAUAUAUAAUAUGUUCAUUAGUGUGUAUAUUUGUAUAAAGAAUUCAGUUUGAAACUAUC
Messenger RNA from Symsagittifera roscoffensis, 12264 nucleotides. RefSeq names its product dynein axonemal heavy chain 12-like. Gene Ontology annotation, cellular component: dynein complex. The transcript has 67 exons. The coding region runs from base 35 to 12034 and encodes 3999 amino acids. The record is from RefSeq and is a predicted model, not a curated record. Gene Ontology annotation, biological process: microtubule-based movement. Gene Ontology annotation, molecular function: minus-end-directed microtubule motor activity; ATP hydrolysis activity; dynein intermediate chain binding. Lineage: Eukaryota; Metazoa; Xenacoelomorpha; Acoela; Convolutidae.